UGCUACAGAUAGCGCUUCGUUUUCUCUAUCUGUCUUCUCUCUUGUCCUCGAACACCGGACAUUCUGAUUUUCCAAUAUACAUAAUUAUUAGCAAAAAUGUCGGCGUGGAGACAAGCAGGUUUAAAUUAUAUUAAUUAUUCUCAAAUCGCAGCAAGAUUAGUCAGACAAGCUUUAAAAGCUGACUUGAGGGCAGAGGCUGCGAAACGUGAUGAAGUCAAUGUAAAGUUUACUCAAUGGAAAGAUGGGAAACCUGUCACUGAAAAGAUGUAAUCACAAUGAUCAAAACUGCCUAGAUGACGAUAUUAUAGAUGGAUGCAGAAAAUUCAUCCCAUAUAUACUUAUAGCUUUUAGCAAAUUAUAUAUAGCAAUCUUUGUUUUCGUAUAAAAUAAAAUCACUCUUUGCAUUGUAAAUUUA
Molecule: messenger RNA, 415 nt
Organism: Nylanderia fulva
Lineage: Eukaryota; Metazoa; Arthropoda; Insecta; Hymenoptera; Formicidae
Product: protein stunted
Biological process (GO): proton motive force-driven mitochondrial ATP synthesis
Cellular component (GO): mitochondrial inner membrane
Molecular function (GO): proton-transporting ATP synthase activity, rotational mechanism
Source: RefSeq, a predicted model, not a curated record